Messenger RNA from Drosophila eugracilis, 1166 nucleotides. RefSeq names its product 23 kDa integral membrane protein. NCBI's taxonomy places the organism in Eukaryota, Metazoa, Arthropoda, Insecta, Diptera, Drosophilidae. Gene Ontology annotation, cellular component: membrane. The record is from RefSeq and is a predicted model, not a curated record. The coding region runs from base 188 to 844 and encodes 218 amino acids. The transcript is spliced from 5 exons.
UCGGAACAGUUUUCAGUUAACAGUCGAACGGUGAACAUGAGCCCCGUUUUGGGUAACCCCGGCAACCGUUAGGAUCAAUAUAAAUAUUUUCGAAUUGUCAACAAGCCGCGAGUUGUUGCCAAGUGUUAUAAAUACUACGAGUACCUGCUAGUUUUUUUUGACUCUAAAAGUUAUUGGACUGGCUAAGAUGGCCUGUUCUACGAAUGUUCUAAAGGGUUUUGCCCUUCUCUGGGAUAUUAUCUAUGCCCUGUUCGGCCUGGUUGUGAUUGGCCUUGGAGUACACAUCAUUUACAAAUUCGAGCACUUCAACACGGCCGCCUUCGUCAUCAUUGCCGUGGGCGUGGUCGUUGUUCUGUUCGCGCUAUUUGGAGCUCUGGGAGCAGCACGCGAAAGCAGUGCCACAUCCAAGGUGUUCGUGGUUAUUGUGGUUAUCCUGAUAGUUCUGGAAGUUAUAGUAGUGGGUUUCCUGUGGGUAUUCCAAACCUCGCUGCUGAUCAACGUGGACAAAACAUUCGACCAGCUGUGGCACGAUCAACCCGUGCCCAUCAAGCCUGGAAAUCAGAGUGAGAUCGCCAGCCUAGAACGAUGGCUGGACUGCUGCGGCAAUGUGGGACCCCAGGACUACGUGCUUGCCCCCAACAGUUGCUACAACAGUGAAAGUGACAAACUAAAUCUCGAGGGCUGCCGGCAAAAGUUCUUGGACUUCAUCGCCGAUCGCUGGACGACAUUUAAUUUUGUCUCCCUUUUGCUAGUUGGAGUGGAGAUCAUUUGCGCUUUGUUGGCCUACGUCCUGGCCAACAGCAUUGUGAACCGCUGGCGACGCUCGAAGUACUAUACAAAAUGAGUUUGAGUACAAGUUUUGAAAUUGAUGCAUUUCAAAAGUCAAGUUUAAGUUGCGCAUACUUAAGGCCAAAGAACUCUCCAUACAAAUACCCAAAUUGAAAACUCAAUAGAGAUUCCAAAACAAAUUUACUUAAGCAAAGUUGACCGAAGGCAGCUCGUUGAUCGUAUUCUAUUUAUCAGUUUUGGAUAACUUUAACGGAAUGUUUUCCGUUUAGAAUGUAACUUAAUCCUAAACUAAGCUCGACUUAAGUAACCAUUUUGUGUACGAGUAACAGCAUUUCGAGAAGUCAGAUCAAAAUAAAGAAUUGUUCGAAGAUCAGUGA